Molecule: messenger RNA, 1380 nt
Organism: Penicillium robsamsonii
Lineage: Eukaryota; Fungi; Ascomycota; Eurotiomycetes; Eurotiales; Aspergillaceae
Exons: 3
Coding region: 1-1380 (459 amino acids)
Biological process (GO): carbohydrate catabolic process; amino acid catabolic process
Molecular function (GO): magnesium ion binding; hydro-lyase activity
Source: RefSeq, a predicted model, not a curated record
AUGGGUGCUGAUUUCCCCGUCCACGUACAGGAUGUUACAAUCACUUCUUUCAAAGUCAUUGACCUACGAUUCCCUACGAGCCUAGACGGUGUAGGGUCGGAUGCUAUGCAUGUAGGCACGAACGGCUCACAUCCUUACAUCCAGCUGAAAACAAAUAAAGGAUCUCUGAUUGGAGAGGGCAUUGCAUUUAGCAACGGCCGAGGCAGCGAGCUGAUCUGCAUGGCGCUUGACAUAUUCGCCCGACGGGUCGUGGGUAAAACUAUGCAUGAACUGACACGCGACAUGGGAAAGACAUGGAGGUACAUGGUAUCUGACUCACAAUACCGCUGGAUCGGCCCUGAGAAGAGUGUCACUCACUUGGCCGUCGCGGGAGUAUUGAAUGCUGUUUGGGACCUCUGGGGCAAGAUCCUGGGAAAACCAGUCUGGAAGAUCGUCUGUGACAUGGAUCCGGAGGAGGUCGUGAGAUGUAUUGACUUUCGCUACAUUACGGAUGUUAUCACACCCGAGGAAAGCAUUGAGAUGCUCAAGAAAACACAAAAGGACAAAGAGUCUCGCCUGCAAGAAGCUCUCGAAAAUCGAGCGGUUCCAGCCUACACCACGUCUCCGGGGUGGUUAGCUUUCUCUGGAGACCGGAUGAGAGAGGUACUCCAAGAAACCAUUGCGGCAGGAUAUACUACGUUCAAGUUCAAGGUUGGAACCAAUGUGGAGGCUGAUCGGGAACGUUUGGCCGCAGUGAGAGAGGUUCUGGGAUAUGAUCAAGGACACCAAAUCAUGAUCGAUGCCAAUCAAGUCUGGAGUGUUCCCCAAGCAAUCGAAUACAUGAAACAGCUGGUGGAAUUCAAACCGGUGUUCAUUGAAGAACCAACCAACCCGGAUGAUGUUUUGGGACAUGCGACUAUUCGCAAGGCUCUCAGACCGUACGGUGUUGGCGUCGCAACAGGCGAGGCGGCACAAAAUCGCGUCACUUUCAAGCAACUCUUGCAGGCGGAGGCGACCGAUGUUUGUCAAAUCGAUGCCGUGCGACUUGGCAGCGUCAAUGAAUGUCUUGCCGUCAUGCUCAUGGCACUGAAAUUCAAUGUCCCAUGUGUACCUCAUAAUGGUGCCAUGGGUCUCACAGAAUUGACAUCUCACUUGAGCACAAUUGAUUAUAUCGCUAUCAGCGGACGCAAAUCAAUGCUCGAGAAUGCCGAUAGCCACCGGGAAAAUCUACGCCAUCCUUCCAAGAUUGAGAAUGCGCACUAUGUCACACCACUCGAUCCAGGAUAUUCCACGGGCUAUACUGACACAGCUUUGGAGAAGUAUACGUAUCCAUCAGGGAGUUUCUGGGAGAGUGAUAUUGGUCUUGAAAUCAUUGCUCAGCCCACUGGGGGAGAGUUGUAA